GGUCCAACCGGGUAGAUGCAUGGGAGUCACCGUGUAGGCAUCCUCCAGACUCCCCACAACACUUUGGGGAUUUUUAUUUUUUAGGAACGCGCCGAGGCUUUUAGACAACUACACCCCGGCGGAGACAAAACAGCCAGUUUUGUCUGAGGCUCGGCUGCGAAGAUGCUGCUCCACAGACUUCUCCUGUGUUUUUCAGUAACAGGUAUUGUCUUCGCGCAAACCGACAGCUCUGGAUUAUUUUACGCGCUGAGAUCAGAACUGUCCGAAGAUGCCAUCUUGGUGGCCAACAACGGAAUACGCGUGCCUUUCGGACGAUCGGUUUUCAUCGAUCCCAUCAAUGAUUUGGUGAUUCAGACGCAGCCGGGAGACCGGUGCAGCAUCACAGUGCUGGAUAACGAUCCGCUCUCGCAGAGACCGGGGCACCUCUCUCCCAAAAAGUUUCCUUGCGAUUUCGGUCCCAGUGAUGUGACAUACUCUCACUACGGAUCGAGGAGCCCGGCUAAGGACAGAGUGAGGCUGCAGCUCAGGUAUGACGCGCAAACCGAAACCGUUAUAAUCCCAUUUAUGAUGGAGGUGGAAGUAGUUUUUACGCAGCUGGAGCUGCUCACUAAAAAUAUGCCUCUUAUUGUUAAUAAUCUCAAAGGGAUCAGUAAUCACAUCGAUAAUAAGAUUUUAGAGUUUACGUAUGACAGAGACUCUCAUAAAUGUGAGGUGACGUCCUUGUCCAGCGGCAGCCCCCUGCCCAGAUACGGAAAACUCAUUGAUGGUGGUAAACUUUCCAAAAUGAUGGACUGUGAUGAAUUCACCCAAGCUGACAUCCGGUAUGAGCACACAUCUGAAGGCAAGUCUCCCAACAGGGACUAUGUUCCCAUGGUUGUAGAGCUUCACGAUAAGGAAGGCAACCUAGUGAAGCAGGAGUAUUUUCAUCUCAUGAUUCGUAUUAAGGAAGGAGAAGAAAACACUCCUCCUAAACCCAGCUUUGUGUCCAUGAUGAUGAUGGAAGUCAGCCAAUUUGUCAUGACUGCCCUCACCCCUGAUAUGCUCGCUGCUGAAGAUGCGGAGUCAGACCCAGAUGAGCUUAUUUUCAACAUAACUUCGACUUUAUCUUACGAGGAGGGCUACAUAGUGAGCACGGAUGACAGAAACCUCCCCAUCACGUCCUUCUACCAGAGAGACCUGCGGGAUCUGAAAAUAGCUUACAAGCCACCCUCCUUGGAUUCAGACACUGAGAGAAUUUUCCAGCUUGAGUUUGAGGUGGUGGACACAGACGGGGCCGUCUCAGACCCGUUUGCUUUCAUGAUCGUUGUGAAGCCGAUGAACUCUCUGGCCCCCGUUGUGACACGUAACACGGGCCAGCUGCUGUACGAGGGCCAGUCUCGGCCCCUCUUCAGCGCCCACAACUUGGAGAUCAGCGAUGAGGACAACCUGGACGCUGUUACGAUCACAGUUGUGGACGGGCUGCGCCACGGGGACCUCACAGUCCUGGGCUCCCACAGGAAAUUCUUCACACCUGCCGACCUGACUGCGGGAGUUGUUGUGUACCAGCAUGAUGGCAGUGACACGUACAGUGACAAUAUUGUUUUCAAGAUGACGGAUGGAAAAAAUGAAGUAGAAUUCCUCUUUCCUAUUACAGUCGUUCCCACUGAUGAUGAGCCACCAAUUAUAAAUGCCAACACUGGUUUGGUGCUAUUCAAAAAUCAAAUGAUGCCUAUAUCUCCCCUCAUGCUCAGCGCUGCUGAUAUUGACUCUGAGGACUCAACUAUUAAAUUUACCAUAAUCCCCCCCUUUUCUACAAUUGGCACCGUGCUCCUAAGACAAUCGGAUGCACCAGAGGACCCCUCCUCUUGGAAGUUCAAUGCUGAGGAUGAAGUCUAUGAAAAGGAGGUUACAGAGUGGCUUCAGAAAGAUAUCACCGACGGGAAGUUGUUUUACAAACACACUGGCCCUCACAACACCGACACAGUCAUGGAUCAGUUUGUAUUCACAGUUCAGGAUGACAAUGAUCCCCCUAAUGUAUCAGGAGAGAGCGCUUUCAUAGUUCGUGUUUUGCCUAUCGACGACGUACCCCCCGAGCUGUUCCCUGGCACAACCCUGCAGAUGACCGUUCAGGAGUACAAGCUCACUCACUUUAGCAAAGAAGUUCUGCGCUACACUGAUUUGGACUCCGAAGACCGUGACCUCAAAUACACUGUUAUCCAGCCCCCGACAGACACAGAUGAAAAUAACCCAGUGUUGUUUGGUUCAUUGGUUCUCACAGACAGCCCUGACACUGAGGUCACAGAGUUCACGCAAGCCCAAAUCAACCACCAUAAGAUCUCCUAUGGCCCCCCAGAUGUUGAGCUUGGAAUCACUGCCCAUGUCGUGCAGUUUCGCUACACCGUUGAAGACACAGCUGGGAACAGCGCAGAAGGUGCUUUCACCAUCUACCUCCAGCCAGUCAACAACAAACCGCCUCAGAUUACAAACACCGGCUUUACCGUGUUUGAACGUGGCAUGCAGAUCAUCACCAUUGCUGAGCUGGAUGCCACAGACCUCGACACAGAGAGUAAACUAAUUACCUUUACUCUCAGCCAGCUCCCUAAACAUGGCCAGGUCCAGGUUGCAUUUACUGACCUCGAGGAAAAGGGGGUGUUCAGACUCGAGGACAUCUCAGAGGGGAAGAUUUCAUACGUUCACGGUGGAGAGGAGACAGUGAGUGAUGAAUUUCAGCUGGACGUCAGUGAUGGGAUUCAUACUGUAACCAUAACGGUCAAAGUUAAUGUAAAGCCCGUCGAUGAUGAAACCCCGACUGUUAGCUUGCCCGAGGGAACGAUUGGUUCUCAUAUAGAUGUGCUGGAAAACGGAGCCACAGAAAUCACAAGUAAUGUGAUCCAGGGCCAUGAUGAUGAUACUGAUGACCUGCAGCUGACCUUCAUUGUGGAAAAUCCUCCAGUUAUUGGUGAAAUUUUGGUUAAGGGAGUGCCUGCCUCUAGGUUUACACAGGCCGACAUAAUUAACGGUGUGGUGGUUUAUGCGCACACUAGUGGGGAGAUAGGACUUAUUUCUCAGCAGGAUGGCUUCAACUUGACUCUCACAGACAUGUCUGAUGAUUGGACAGUAGGUGGUAAUAAGGUCAAUGGCGUCCAUGUUCGUGUCACUAUCCUUCCUGUUGAUAGCCAGGCCCCUGAGGUCGGCGUUGGGAUUCAAUUCAGCGUCAUUGAAGGAGAAAAAUAUGCCAUUGGCCCCCAGCACUUGGACGCUGAUGACAGCGACACUCCAACAGAUGAUAUCCUUUGUACCAUCAUUGUUCAACCCACCGCUGGCUACGUGGAAAAUAUAUCCCCUGCCCCAGGCUCAGAAAAGUCCAGGUCAGGAACAGCUAUCAGCGCUUUUACCAUCAGAGACAUCAGGGAGGGAAAUAUUCACUAUGUGCAAAGCAUUCACAAGGGAGUAGAGCCAGUGGAGGACAGGUUCACAUUCAGGUGCUCUGAUGGUAUCAAUUUCUCUGAGAACCUUUUCUUCCCAAUAGUUAUCAUCCCCACCAAUGAUGAAAAGCCAGAGAUUUACUUGAGGGAGAUAGUUGUGAUGGAGGGCAUGAACAUUGUUAUCGACACUCCAAUACUGAACGGCGACGAUUCUGAUAUUCCGCCUGAGGAGCUGGUGUUUAUCAUUUCCAAACCACCCAAACAUGGUGCCAUUUUAAACCAGCUGUCCACCGGCUCCAUUUUGGUGACUAAUUUCACGUUGGAGCAGAUUAGAGAGGCAUCAAGUAUUAUUUAUGAGCAUGAUGACUCAGAGACAACAGAGGACAGCUUUGAUGUCAUUCUGACUGAUGGAAAAUACUCUGUUGAGAAAACAGCCAUGGUUAUGAUCAUCCCUGUCGAUGACGAGACCCCAAGAAUGCUCAUCAAUGAUGGUCUGGAGGUGGAAAUCGGAGAGAGCAAGGAAAUCAACAACAAAGUGCUCAAAGCAACCGAUUUAGAUUCAGAUGACAGUACGCUCACUUAUAUCAUCCGUUUCGGGCCCGGUCAGGGUCUGCUACAGAGAAAAACCCCUUCUGGGUUUGUGGAGAACGUCACACUUGGCAUGAAUUUCACACAAGCUGAAAUCGAUGCAGGGCUCAUAGUGUACACGCACAAUGGACAGGAGGGCAUCCGAGACCUGAUCAAGUUUGAUGUCACCGAUGGAAUGAACCCUCUCAUUGAUCGUUACUUCUACAUCACUGUGGGCAGCAUCGACAUGGUUUUCCCCGAUGUGGUCAGUAAAGGUGUGUCUCUGAGGGAGGGUGGAAGAGUCACUUUGACCACAGAUCUUCUCAGCACCACCGACCUCAACAGCCCUGAUGAGAACCUGGUCUUCACUGUGACAAGGGCCCCAGUCAGGGGCCACUUGGAGUGCACAGAUACCCCUGGGAUGCCCAUUGUGUCUUUCACUCAGCUCCAGCUGGCUGGCAGUAAGGUUUACUACAUUCACACCUCAGAUGACGAGGUGAAGAUGGACAGCUUUGAGUUUGAAGUUACUGAUGGCUUCAACCCUAUUUUCAGAACGUUCCGAAUCUCAAUCGUGGACGUAGAUAAUAAGAAACCUGUCGUGACUGUAAACGGCCUGGUCGUCACAGAAGGGCAGCUCAAGCUGAUUACACCGUUUGAGCUCACUGCUGAAGACCAGGACACGGCCGAGAGACUGAUCAAAUUCAUCAUCACCCAGCUGCCUGUUCAUGGCAAACUACUCUACAACAGGACCACGCCCGUCACUAGCUUCACAAAACAAGACCUCAAUGAAAAUCUUAUCAGCUACAAACACGAUGGAACUGAAUCAUCGGAGGACUCCUUCUCCUUUACUGUCACCGACGGCACACACACUGACUUCUAUGUCCUCCCCGACACCGUUUUUGAGACGAGGCGCCCUCAGACCAUGAAGAUCGUCAUUGUGGCAAUGGACAAUGGCGUCCCACAGAUUGUGGUGAAUAAAGGAGCGCCCACUUUAAAGAUUCUGGACACAGGUCACUUGGGAUUCCCCAUCAGCCCCAAAGUGCUGAGGGCAGAGGACAGAGACAGUAGUCCGGCCACCCUGGUGUUCCACAUCACCGCCCAGCCCAAACACGGUUACAUCGUCAACAUGGGACAAGGAAACAACUCCAUCAACACAUUCAGUCAAGCUGAUAUUGAUGACCUGAACAUCUGCUAUGUGUUGCGGAACGAAGAGAAUGCUACAUCCGAUCUCUUCCACUUCUCCGUCGAAGACAGCGGUGGGAACAAGCUCAAAGGACACCAGUUUCGUCUGGACUGGGCCUGGAUCUCUCUGGAGAAAGAGUACUACGUGGUGGAUGAAGAGGACAAGUUCCUGGAGGUGGUCCUCAGACGCAGAGGGUACCUGGGGGAGACAUCUUUCAUCGGCAUCGGUACGCAGGAUGGCAGCGCGAAAAGGGAGGAGGACUUCAAGGGUAAGUCCCAGAGGCAGGUCCAGUUCAACCCGGGACAGACCACGGCCACGUGGCGCGUUCGGAUCCUGACUGAUGGGAAAUACGAGCAGGCGGAGACCUUCCAGAUUUUGCUGUCCGAGCCGGUGAUGGGAGUGAUGGAGUUCCCCCUGACGGCAACCGUUGAGAUCCUGGAUCCCAAUGAUGAGUCGACUGUCUACUUCCCCGAGCAGAUCCACUCAGUGGAGGAAGAUGUCGGGGAGCUUUUCAUCCCAGUGCACCGCAGCGGAGACAUCGGCGAGGAGCUCAUGGUGGUCUGCUACACACAGCAGGGCUCUGCCACAGGGACGAUUCCCACGACCGUCCUGUCCUACUCGGACUACAUCUCCCGCCCGGAGGAGCACGCCAGCGUCCUGCGCUUCGACAAGGGCGAGCGGGAGAAGCAGUGUCGCGUGGUGAUCAUCGACGACUCCCUGUACGAGGCGGAGGAGAGCUUCAACGUCAGCCUGUCGCUGCCCGUCGGCGGGCGCCUGGGAAUGCACUACCCCACCACCAAAGUCAGCAUCCGGGAGGAUUUGGAUGAUGCUCCAGUGUUUUACUUCGGAGAGGUCGAGUAUCACGUGGAUGAGAGUGAUGGGUACGUGGAGGUCAAAGUGUGGAGGACGGGAACUGAUCUGUCCAAGACUGGGACCGUCACGGUCCGCUCUCGGAAGGCAGAGCCCGUCUCCGCGCAAGCUGGCAUUGACUACGUGGGCAUCAGCAAUAACCUAGACUUCGCCCCGGGCGUCAGCAUGCAGACGUUCAGGGUCACCAUUCUGGAUGACUUGGGGCAGCCGGAGCUGGAGGGAACGGAGAGCUUUGAGCUGGUGCUGCGGAUGCCGGUGAACGGCGUCCUGGGAGAACCUGGGAAGGCCGCAGUCUUCAUAAAUGACUCGGUGUCCGACUUGCCAAAGGUCCAGUUCCGAGAGCCCGUGUACACCGGGGAGGAGAGUGACGGUCGGAUCACGGCGGCCGUGCACCGCAGCGGGGACAUCAGACACAAAUCGUCCGUUCGCUGUUACACCCGUCAGGGCUCCGCGCAGGUGGCCUCUGACUUUGACGAGCGACCCAACACAGACGCGUCGAUCAUCACUUUCUUGCCAGGCGAGGCGGAGAAGCCGUGUGUUCUGUCACUUGUUGACGAUACGCUGUACGAGGAAGGAGAAGAGCUGCGGCUGGUCUUAGGGAACCCAAAGAGCAACUCGCAGUUUGGCGCAUCGGUCGGCGCUCUGAACGAGACUCUGGUGAAAAUCAAGGACUCAGCUGACAAACCCGUUAUCCGCUUUCUGGAAACCAAGUUCAGCGUCAGUGAGCCGAAGGAAGCUGGAGCUGUGGCGACUGUGAGGAUCCCCGUGGUUCGGGUGGGCGACACGUCGAAGGUGUCGCUGGUUCGCGUUCACACCAAAGACGGUUCCGCGGUCUCAGGGGAGGACUACUAUCCCGUGUCCCGGGACAUUGAGUUCAAACAGGGGGAAAAACAACAUGUGGUGGAGGUCGAGGUCCUGUUUGACGGAGUCAGAGAAAUGAGGGAAGCCUUCACUCUCCAUCUGAAGCCCGACGAGAACAUGGUGGCCGAAACUCAGGUGACUAAAGUGAUAGUUUACAUCGAGGAGACCAACAGCAUGGCUGACGUCACUUUCCCCUCCCUGCCCCAUGUGGUUUCGCUGCUCCAUUACGAUGAUGUCGCCAGGACGCCAGACAACCUUCACCCACCAGCUGGUUACCCAGUCAUCUGCGUCACAGCGUGCAACACGAAAUACCCCGACUACGACAAGACGGGCUCGAUCUGUGUCAGCGAGCACAUCAACAACACCCUGACCCGCUACCGCUGGCUCAUCAGCGCCCCAGCCGGCCCCGACGGCGUCACCAGCCCCGUGAGGGAGGCGGACUUUGACACGUUCUUCACCUCCUCCAAGAUGAUCACGCUGGACUCAGUCUACUUCCAAGCGGGCUCCAGGGUCCAGUGCGCAGCGAGGGCCGUGAAUUCGAACGGGGAUGAGGGUUUGGAGCUCAGCAGCCCCAUUGUCACUAUCAGCCGGGAGGAAGGGAUGUGCCAGCCGCGCAAGAUGGGGACUGUCGGCGCUGAGCCUUUCUCCGCCAAGCUACGCUACACUGGAGCGGACGACCCGAAGCACCCCAACCUCAUCAAAGUGACUGUCACCAUGCCUCAUAUAGACGGUAUGCUCCCGGUGAUCUCCACUCGUCCUCUCAUGAACUUUGAGCUGACUCUGAGUCCCGACGGGACCCGGGUGGGAAACCACCGCUGCUCCAACUUGCUCGACUACAAUGAGGUCACCACGGGCCACGGCUUCAUCACCGCCUCGACGCGCAGCCCCGAGAGCAUGGGAGACUCCGAGCCGUAUCAGUUCAGCGGCUCCCUGCGGGGGAACGGCACGCUGCGUUUCUACAGGAACCUCAACCUGGAGGCCUGUCUCUGGGAGUUCACCAGCUACUACCACAUGUCUGAGCUGCUCACGGACUGCGGGGGAACCAUAGGGACUGACGGACAGGUGCUGAAUCUGGUCCAGUCCUACGUGACCUUGCGUGUUCCCCUUUAUGUGUCUUACGUGUUCCACUCCCCGGUGGGAACCGGUGGCUGGCAGCACUUCGACCUUCAGUCCGAGCUGCGCCUCACUUUUGUGUACGACACAGCCAUUCUCUGGAAGGAUGGCAUCGGCAGCCCCCCGCAGGCAGAGCUACAGGGUGCACUCUAUCCUACAAGCAUGCGUAUCAAUGAGCAGGGACGUUUGGUGGUGAACUUCCGCACCAAGGCUCAGUUCAGGGGUCUGUUUGUGGAGGCGCAUUCGUCAGGCAGAAUACGAAGAGCUGCAGCCUCCAUGUCGUCCAUGGUGAUGAGUGUGGACCACCCUGGCCUGACAUUUAACCUGACCUUAGUGAGGAGCGAGCCCACCUACAACCAACCAGUCCAGCAGUGGACCUUCACUUCAGAUUUUGCGGUGAGAGACUACUCUGGGACCUACACCGUGAAGCUGAUCCCCUGUACAACGGCCCAGAAUAUGGAGUACACCGUUCCACCUGUCUGUAGCCCCAGAGAACCGGUCACAUUUGACCUAGACAUCAGAUUCCAGCAAGUGAGCGACCCAGUUGCGGUGGAAUUCAGCCUGAACACUCAGAUGUUUUUGCUGUCCAAGAGGACCUUGUGGCUUUCUGAUGGAUCUAUGGGUUUCGGUCAAGAGAGUGACGCAGCCUUCUCUGAGGGUGACACAAUAUAUGGACGUGUCAUGGUGGACCCCGUGCAGAACCUGGGAGAUUCCUUUUUCUGUAGCAUAGAGAAAGUGUUUCUCUGCACUGGCGCCGAUGGAUAUGUUCCCAAGUAUAACCCGACAAAGUUUGAAUUCGGCUGUCUGGCUGACUCCCCUUCACUGCUUUACAGAUUCAAGAUUCUUGACAAGGCUCAGCCGGAGACUCAGGCGCGUCACUUUGGCGAUGUCGGUUUUAAUGCUCUGCUGGCAGUGGAUGAUCCAUCAGCUAUGUCUCUCGUCAGACAGCCGGGGUCUGAUGGCUUCAGACUGGACUCCACAGCCAUGUUCCAGGUUGCUGCAGGCCGUGAAUGGUUCAUUCACACCAUUUACACGGUUCGCUCCAAAGACAACGCCAACAGAGGCAUUGGAAAGCGCAGCCUGGAGUACCACUCCCUCGUUUCCACGAGCGACGAGCUGGCCUUGAGCCCAUCAGUCGGCGAAAGCCAUCGGCGUCGACGGAGGUCAGCCGGCGACGACGUCCCACCGGUCGCUGAAGACAUUGGAGCAGACAACAACCGCGGUACCAAUAUUAUGCACAUCGCCCUGGACCGUACCAAGCGCAGGUCGGGGGGGUCAAACGAGCUGCUCCCCGAUGAGCUGGAACCUAGCGAGCUGAACGCCAAGGAGGAAGACGAAGGCGUGGUGACCGUGGUGGGGGUGCUGGUCGGGCUGUUGCUCACUGUCCUCAUUAUUGUCACCAUCGUACUGGUGCUCAGAUCCAGACAGAAGGAUGGCAAGGAGGGAUGGAGGGAGGGUGUGCAGGAGGUGGUGAAAGGAUCUGUCAGUACCGAGCCCAUGCUGGUGGUGAGGAUGCAAGACUGCCACAACGGCUCAGAGGUCUGAGCGGUUGAGUGCGUGGAAGGUCAGACGGACGGACAGCGGGACGUAGGGAGGAUGUGAGGGUUUUUAUAGUUUUUUGGAUUUUCUUUUUCUUUUUUCUUUUUUUUUAACUGCUGUUGAAUCACUUUCCGAAACACCAAAAAACGCGGUUGAUCAUGUGAGUUAUUACGUGUGCCUGUUAACGGGGGGAGAUUUCUACAACACUGACACCAUUACAUACCUUGACCACAGUGGCAGCGAACAGCACGACAGUCCUAUUCGUAGUUUUUAUUUAACAUUCCAGCUCGUGCUGCUAGUAGCGCGGUAUUUCCUCUCUCUGUGUCUCUUACUGGCUUUGUGGUGUUAAAGUGCCUGAGGCAACUAUACCACUUCAGGACAGGUGAGAUGUAUUGCGGUUUCAGCUCUGGCAACCGGGGCCAGAUGUCAGGGUACUGAACGCUCAUCGAAAAACAUGAGACCAUUGACCUGACCUCAUGUCAGUCAAAAUUCUAUUGAAACUUAUGAACCCCGGUACUUGUGUGUGUCUCCCAAACUGUGAAUGUUUUUCUACAGCUUACAAACACACAUAUUGUGCGUCGCAUUCUAACCAUACCUUAUUAGAUUAUGGGUGCAAGAUUACAGGAUCUUUAAUAUCUUCUCGCUUUCUGUCCUAUGAACUCAAUUGGCAUCCGUUUUGGAAAUUGACACCUAAAUACGGGACUGAAUAUCGUCGUCGUAGACUACCAGUUGUUUUGGGUUACAACAUUUUGGCUAUGCUGCAUGAGUACAAUAAUAAGAAUUCUGGGGUGUACUGUGCCUAAUAUUUUGUCAUGACAUAUUUGCUGAGACAAGUCAUUCUGAAUUACGCACUGUGUAAAGAACAACACAACGUGUCAACUAAACCUUGAGAGUUCCCUUUUCUGAGUCUGUCCAUGUCUGAUGUUCUUUAUUUUGUCUACCAUAUGAUGAGGAACGGUGUCUGAGAUUGUACUGAGCAUGCCUUUUUCUGGUGAGACAGUUUGUUCAUUUCUACAACUGUUUGCAUUUGUGUUAUUUCCUCUAUAGUGCGUUCAUCACUGCUUCCGGGCCGCCACAGCGUCUCACUUCUAUCCAUCCUCGCGGUGUUGUCGCUCCACUAUGUCUUUCUUUCAUAUUUAUUAAAAAAAAAUAGGGCAUAUUAUAUAAAAUUUAAAUAAAGAAAACACUGGUUAAGGUUUGUUAAAAACAAUCAUCUCAGGAGUAAUUUCUUUUACAGAAAAUGGACUGUGUGUUGUAACACAAUUUACUACUGUCAGCUGAAGAAAAUCUCCACAGAGCCACUAUCAGCUUGUUUUUUUAUUUUUAUGUUCACACUUUUAAUGAGUGUGGUGCUGUGAACGGUCGCAUAUCCGCAUUCAACGAUCUGACCCCCCCGUUUUCUCUCACGUUUCGUUCCCCUUAGCUUUACUUGUCACUUGCGCUGUGUGGGAUUUCACUGUUCUGACUCAUGUUUUCAUUACAAACGAUGCAACCCGACAUAGCUGCGUACAGAUCAGUACGUCACCACGAAGAACACCGCGUUUGAGACGUUAUACAGUAUAAUCGCGUCAUUUCGUUGAGGCCACCGCUGACAUUUCUCGUUUCUGUGUAUUGUUAAUGGAUGUGCAACAUACUGAGAUCAGUGUUCCUAAAUAUGCGUCUGAAUAUGGUGUUGUAAGUCAUCAUUGUGUUUUUACUUCUAAUGUUUGUCAGGGUUAGCUGAUGUGAACGUGACCCGGAAAUGUGACGAUUGAUUUAUAAUGGCCGGCUGAAACCCAGCUGUAAAGUUUUUUUUGUUUGUUUGUUUGUUUGUUUGUUUGUUUUUCCGUUGGCCCUAACGAAUUUGGAAAUAGCACCAUAUCUGACGUCAAAUGCACUUUUUUGAGUCACAUCCCUCACACGCCAGUACAAGCUAUGCAAUGCAAUGUAUACUUCACAGCCAGUUAUGUCCCCAUGUACAGCAUAUGACAAUUUUAGCACAAACAAUCAAACUUGAUAUUCACUUCGUGUCUUUUUAUGAAUGGGUUUUUAUGUAUAUGUAUUUAAGAAUAAAUAUUGUUUACUGGUG
Mugil cephalus (flathead mullet) is the source of this 11605-nucleotide messenger RNA. RefSeq names its product FRAS1 related extracellular matrix 2a (gene frem2a). NCBI's taxonomy places the organism in Eukaryota, Metazoa, Chordata, Actinopteri, Mugiliformes, Mugilidae. Gene Ontology annotation, biological process: cell communication. The transcript has 24 exons. The record is from RefSeq and is a predicted model, not a curated record. Gene Ontology annotation, cellular component: membrane. The coding region runs from base 163 to 9543 and encodes 3126 amino acids.